Molecule: messenger RNA, 1814 nt
Organism: Phyllopteryx taeniolatus (common seadragon)
Lineage: Eukaryota; Metazoa; Chordata; Actinopteri; Syngnathiformes; Syngnathidae
Gene: znf16l
Product: zinc finger protein 16 like
Exons: 3
Coding region: 3-1487 (494 amino acids)
Biological process (GO): regulation of transcription by RNA polymerase II
Molecular function (GO): DNA-binding transcription factor activity; RNA polymerase II cis-regulatory region sequence-specific DNA binding
Source: RefSeq, a predicted model, not a curated record
CAAUGAGCCGCAAGAGAAAUCCGACUUUUUCGGGCACUCAUCUGUCCCCCGAACGACAAGGGGGCGCGUUCAUGGAGCCUCCCGUCUCGACGUGCCGCGCCGACGGCGAUUUCCUCAACCUGGAGCCCGACGAGGAGCUUCUGUGCUCGGUGAGCUCGGUCAGCGAACACCUGGGCAGGAACAUCAGCGCCGCGCUGGACGCCGCCAUGGCCGAGAUACGACACUUGCUCGGCCUCAGGAUACGAGCGCUCAAGAUGGAGCUGAGGGACAAAAGCGACGAGAUCGCGCUGUUGAAAGCCCAGCUAAGCGACGUCCACAGGGAUGCCAAAGUGGCUGGUCCUGAUGCUGCGGAGGCUUCCGACGCCGCCGCCGCCGCCGCCUUCAGGAGCUCCAAGAUGCUCAGCGUAGAUCCUAAAAGAGAGAAAAAGUCCCUCCUGCCCGGGGUGAAGAAAGAGAACAUCGACGCGAUUUGCGACUAUUUGAUGAAAGACAAGAACUCGAGAGGGGCCACGGAGAUGGAGGGAGGUGGCGAGCAGGGCAGCCAGGAGGAGGAUCCGCAUCCCCUCCACCUGUGGCCGGACGGCGGGAUGGGCGCCUCUGGGCCUGCUGGGCACGGCGAUGACAUCUUCAACAUGCUGCCCUCCAGCAGCAGACGCUUGUACGACUACGAGUGGAUGGCACCCAUGGAGUACUCGUCAGACCUGAAGGUUGGGAAGCAGCCCGAGUGUGAGAACGAGGAGGAGGAAAGCUCUUCGGAACAGACGGCGGCCCGCUUCCCGCACGUCCAGCCCGCCGAUUUCUCCGCGGUGCCCGCUUCGCCCGGGGAGGGCGGCGCACACCCGCAUCCCGAGGCAGGCCAGCAGUUCCCCAACCAGACCUUCAUCUGCUCUUUGUGCGGAACCUUUUGUCCCGACUCGGCGUUCCUGGAGGAACACGUUAAACUCAUACACCCCGACACGGCCGGCACCCAAGAUCUCCAGGCCGCGACGGCCACCGCGGGGGAUAAAGGACAGGCGGCGGACGGCGGGGAAGGGGGACCUGCCAAAAAGGAGGUCCAACUCAAGGGCAGGUACGAGUGCGGGGACUGCGGUCGCCAUUUUAACUACCUGGGCAACCUGCGGCAGCACCAGCGCAUCCACACCGGGGAGAAGCCCUUCGUGUGCCCGGACUGCGGGGAGCGCUUCCGCCACGCCGCCCGCCUCAAGAGCCACAGGCUGGUGCACAGCGGCGCCCAGAGCCCCUUCCCCUGCCUCCAGUGCGGCAAAGGCUUCUCCGUCCUCUCCGGCCUCAAGAGACAUCAGCGGGUGCACACCGGCGAGAGCCCGUACGCGUGCCCGCAGUGUGGCCGACGCUUUAAGGAGCUGGGCAACCUGUACACCCACCAGAGGAUCCACAGCGGCGCCACGCCGUACUGCUGCCAACAGUGCGGGCGCAGCUUUCGCCACCUGGGAACCUACAAGAGUCACCGGUGCACGCCCGCGCAGUGACCGGAUGACGCAGAAGAUCGCGUGGCUUUCGGUCAAUACCGCCCGCGAUGAACUCCGCGGGACACCUGAUGGACUUGGCGCCAUCCUCGCGGUCUGCUUGUGCUUUUCUGAUGAUGUCACGCAAAACACAGGGAACGAUCGAAUGAGACGCUCGAGUUUUGGACGUUUUCACGCUUUGUGCACAAAUGUAGUCGUGUUUAACCUGCAUCAUGUUCUGUUACACGCCAUGUCUUGCCAAUUUUGUGUUUCAAAACAAUUGACGUCAAUGCAAACCACUGACAAUCCCUUUUUUUUUUUUUUUUUUUUUAAAUAAAAACCUAUCAACCA